UAGAAAGCUCAUAGGAAACAGGCAGCUGUGGAUUUGUCAUGAAGAGGAAGUCGAGGUGGUUUGACUUGAGUUUAUUAAAGACCUGACACGUCAGAGAGGAAGAGAGUGAGUUCAAGUGUCCGUUUUAUUUAGUUCUGGUUAGUUUGACCAGGUCUGAACGUGACAUCAUGGGGAGAAGCUGUAUAGUUGAAUGUUUGCUCCUCUGCUUUCUUUCAGUCAGUGAAUGUACCAUUGAAGUCAAUGGUAUUGAGGGUCAGAACGUGACUCUGCCUUGCAGAUAUGAUGUCAAAAAUAAGGGGCCACAACACACAUGCUGGGGGAAAGGAACCUUACCAAUCAACGGUUGUAGUGACCAAAUCAUCUCGACUGACGGGACUAAAGUGACAGAUAAAGUUUCGAGCAGAUAUCAGUUAAUCGGUGACCUGAUAACAGGGGAUGUGUCUCUAACCAUCUUCAAUACUUCUGAGAAGGAUUCUGGAAUUUAUGGAUGUAAAGUGCAACACAUAGGAUUUUUCAAUGAUGAGAAAUUUGAAGUCACUUUGACUGUAAACAAAGCACCUGUCCCUCCAACAUCCAGGACACCAGAUAACAUGACCACUACCUCACAGACCAGGGGCUAUCCCACACACGACACAUUCUCGACACAUUACAUCAAAUCGGAAUCGCAGAUUGGAUUCAAUAACCAAUUUAAGAUCCUGCUGUCCAUUCUACUGGUUCCUAUAGCUGUAUCUGCUCAUGUUUUGAGAAAGAGAUGGAAAAGAGAUGCUCUGGUCCCUGAAAUGUAAGAAGACCAUUUCCUGAAUCGACCACUUCAAACUGUCAUAGUCGAUGAAUCACCACAAUAAUUUAAUGAAUGACUGAGUCACUGUGUGAUAUCUGUAGAUGGGGCAUGUGGGCUUACUUAGAAAUGUUUAGACCCAUAUGGUCUUUGAGGCUUGAUUUCAUUAAAACUAUGUGUUGUGCUCAUAAAUUUGCAUACAUUGGCAGAAAUUGUGAA
This is a messenger RNA of Esox lucius (northern pike), 997 nucleotides long. RefSeq names its product hepatitis A virus cellular receptor 1 homolog. The transcript has 6 exons. Bases 168 to 785 code for a protein of 205 amino acids. Lineage: Eukaryota; Metazoa; Chordata; Actinopteri; Esociformes; Esocidae. The record is from RefSeq and is a predicted model, not a curated record.